Molecule: messenger RNA, 5526 nt
Organism: Notechis scutatus (mainland tiger snake)
Lineage: Eukaryota; Metazoa; Chordata; Lepidosauria; Squamata; Elapidae
Source: RefSeq, a predicted model, not a curated record
UAUAAAAGGUGUGCGUAUAUCAAGAGUACCAGUGAUGCUCUCUCCGGGUCAGAGCUUCAUUAACAAUUUCUUGGCAUUUUUCUCUUAUUUGGUUCAACAUUGGUCCCAUUUCUGCUUCCCCAAGCCAAAUAUGAGCUUCCUUCUUGUGUCUGCAUGUGAUUGUGAGGUAGCAUAGGGUAAGAAGAUUUGGUGGAGAAAGGUUACACCUUGUGAAUUUGUGACUCGAGGACGUUUGAGAACUCAAAGUGACUAGAAAAAUAUGGAGAAGAAAAUGAGACAGCUGUGUCCUAUUUCUGAUCCAGACACAACAUAUUUUCUGCAAAUAACUUGGUGCAAAGAUCUGGGUAUGGGUUUUGAUCUUAUACUAAGUGAUGGCCAAUCAUCUUGGACUGGAAGAGUGUCUGAAGAAAAGAUUUCCAGAGAGGCUGCUGACAUGGAAAUGAAACAAGAAAAGUAUGUAGAAGAACUUAAAAAAGUACUGUUGUUUGACCAGUUCUCAGAUACAUACCGUUUUGAUAUUUCUAAAAAAGAAAUAAAUGGAGAAUCAAUUCAUUUUUCAUAUGAAAAGAAUUUGAAAGAUGUUACUUUUAGACUUGGAUCAUUGAAAUUACAAAGAGUUACAAACUCACCUGAAGUCAUUAGAGAGUUGAUUAUCCAUUGCCUAGAUUGUGUAAAAGAACUACAUGCCAAAAAUGAUCACCUACAAAAAGAGAAUGAAAGGCUUCUGAAUAAUCUGGGUGACAUGCAAGAACAAUUACAAAAAUGUGUUGAAGCUAAAGAAGAACUGGAAACUGAUCUUUAUAAGCGAUUUGUCUUGGUCCUCAAUGAAAAGAAAACAAAGAUAAGAAGUUUACUGAAACAUUUAAAAGAAGUCAAAGAAAUUGUACCAGAAACUGCACAAGCAAGGGACACAGUAAUUGCUUCAAAAAGUACAGUUGAAAAAGAAAAUUAUGAAGGAAGCACUGAUGAAGAAAGUGAAAAUUUGAUACAACUGACAACAUCAGAGUCAAUCAAACCCAGAAGAGAUCCAUUACUUGGUAGUCCAGAUAUUACUGAUAUAGUUCCAAGUAGAAAAAGAAGACAACUGACUUCAAAAAAUGGAAACACUAAACCAAAGGUGACAUUACAAGAAGCUCAAACUACUUCAAAAGAAACACUACAUUCUGCUCCAUCAAAAUCAACGGAGAGGGAGCUGACCUUGAAAAAGGCAGAGGAAGAGAAAAGCACAGGUGACCCUGAAGACUUGUUUGAUGAUAUAUGACUUUUCUGGAAGAAGGAUGCGAUUUUACUACAAGCUGCUAAAAAUACAAUCAUUAUCUCUUUCAAAGAAACUGUUUUACAUGUAGCAGUGGAAGGAGUUAUUUGACUGUAAAAUAAUAUUCAACUAAUGUUUUAUCUUUUGCUAAUAAAGGUUGUACCCAUGAAUCACUAACAGUCAAUACUUUCCAUUGAAGGCAUUACAGACUUCAGGAAGUUAAUCUGUCUCCAGUUCAUGUGAGUAAGAAAAGUUAAUUUAUCCUCAGGAUUAGGAAGGACAAUUACUAGACCAUCAAAAUGGCAGCAGUGAAAACUGGGAAGAAAGAUGAAAGGCUGCGACUCAAGACUUCAGGCAGAAAGGUGUCUUAAAAUUGUCUAUAGUGGAUUUAUGAUUAACGAAAAUAUUUCCUAUAUUAAGAACAGAUACAGUGUCUAAUCCAUUUGACAAAUAUUUUCCUUCUGUUUGAUCAUAGCUUUUAAAUGUCCAAAAUGAAGUCUCUUGCUGCAAAGUUAUUUUCAGGCCUUUACUCCAUUUCCUGCUCAGUAAUGGUCCCUAGCGACCAUUGUUUUGAGAACAAAAGCAGUGACCCACAACUUCUACCAGCACACUUGGAAUAUCAAAAGCAAGGGUUUCUAUGACAUCUUGGAGAUAAGGCAAUCUGUUGUACAUUGUUUUACAUUUUGAAUUGGAGAAUUCUUAUACAUAAAUAAUUGAACAAUUCAGUAAUUACCAUAUUGCCAUAAUAUGCCAGUUUGUCCCCAGUCUUAUAUCUGGGCAUAUUGAAUUAAAACUUCCAGAACUUUCAGCCAAUGAAGGAAUUCUGCCAGUUUUAAAUCUAGGAGAUUGGGGAAAGUCUGCACAAAACUUUGAAAAAUGCUAUGAUAAUAGAUUAGUUAUUAAAAUGGUGAAUUAAGAUUGAAAAUAUUCACGUUCUAUUUUCAGCUAUCAAAUAUCACUACUGAACAACUUUAAUAGCCACUACCUUUCAGCGAACUACACAGGAUUGUUAUGGAUUAAAAAAAAAGAUGAAAGUCUGCUAUAUGUAUUAUCUUGAUAUGGAGCAAAAGUAGGAUUAUAAACUGAUGAAUAAGAAAAUGGGCACAUAUGUAUGCUGUGGGGACCCUGGGAAGCACAUGACAACAUGUACUUAAUGAUGUCAUCUUGGUUAAUGGCAUUUGUUCAGCAACCUUUCAAAGUUACAAUGACACUGUAUGAAGAGACUUAUGGCUAGUCCUUGAAAUUGCAUUGCAACAUCUCUGUAGUUACAUUAUUUUGAUUUAAGCACUUAACAGCAACUAAUUCACAAUUAUGAGAGUUGCCUCUUGUCACUGUCAUGUGCUGACCAUUUGCAACCUUCACUGUCAGCUUCUGACAGUCAAUGGGAAAGCUGGCAGGAGAUUGUCCAUGGUAAUCACAUGAUGCUACACCAAAUUACCUGUGGCAUUUGCCUAAUGGUUACAACUGAAAUUUAUGAAUGAAGGCAAAUGUACGUAUCCCAGGAUCUCUCAUUCUGGUGAGAGAGAAGCUUCUUGAGGAUGGGCUCCAGCACAAGUCUGAAAGCUCGGAGACUAAACCUCUGAUUCCAGUGACCAACCUAGAUUGGGUUCUACAAGAACUGAAAUUGCCGGAACAGCUAUUAUUAAGAUGAUACAGUCAUGUGACAUUACAUUUUACAGUCAUGUUGGUUAGCAACAGAGCUUCCAAUCCCAACUAGCUAAUUGACAACUUACUUCAGACCUCAUAGCCCAUGUAUGUAAUUAAAUCAUUUGAACAAUGAUGAUAUCACACCCAUGCCAUUUGAUGUCAACACAGUUUAUUAAAGACAUCACUAGGAACACAGGCCAAGUUAGAAAUGUAGAAAGCCAUUAGAAGCCAGAUUGCACUGAGCUGAACCUAUCUUUUAUUCUGUGAUCUUAUAUUUUUUCAAUCUGAAGGGUAUUUUUCUGCUUGUUUUCCCCACUACUACAAAGUAUGUGACCUUUGAAAAAUUGCCUUGAAAUUUCAUAUAAACACAACCACUUGAUGUUUUAUUUGUACAAGUAUUGUACUAUGGAAAUGAUCCUAGUGUUAAGGAUUUAUGUAAAGUACUCCUAUAAGAAAUAAUUUUAGGUCAUUUCAAUACUUUCUUAAUUACAGAAUAUCUGAAUACUCUGUUCAGCAUAUAAUUCUGGUUAUGCCUACUGAACCUGUAUCUUCUGUUGGAUAAAACUUUUGUGUUAUUGUUUUAGUUUUUGCUCUAGAAGCCUUGAAUUUCUAUUCUCCUUCCCCCCCAACUAAGCUUGUACAAUCUUUCUUUUAAUAAGACAAUUAAAAUACAGUUUUAAGUAUUAGCUUUGUUUUAAAGGUAACCUGGAAAUAGUCCUCAAUGGAGCUAGCAGUUUUUAAAAAUUUCUGGAAUGCUGAAAGCAGUUAAUUUGAAAGAACCAUCCAUGAGAAUAAAAUAUUGUCUGCAAACAAUUGCAUUGUUUUGGUUUUUUUGAUAGAAAGGACAGAAUCAAAAUAACUCGUACAUCUUACAAUUUUCCUCAAAAGAAGUCUCUUGGAACAAAAAAAAGUGUAGCGAGGAAGUCAGCCAUUUGGCUAUUAUUAUUGCCUACCUGGAGGAAGGGAAAAAGAUGAUCCUAUGAAUAUGAAAAAAAGAGGAAAAUGGAGUAGUUAAGAGAACUGGCUUGGUCACAUGAUUGUAAGAGGUUUCCCAGAUACCAGGCACAAUUUAAGCUGCAAUAAGUCUUUUUAUUGUACUACAUACAAAUGUGGUAUUCUUCUAACAACAUAAAACUCUGUGUUGUAAAAAGAGCAUUAUUUAAUCCGUGAGAUUACUGUUUUGUUAUGAAAUGUAAACUCCAACUAGUAGUAAAGAGGUAAUUAUCCCAUUUCUAGAAUUCUAAUCUGGUAGAUUACAGGUCAGGGGUAGUUGGAUCCAACUAGUAGGGCACUAUAAAGUACUGCCCAGUUUCAGGACAAAGAGGACCUAGAGAAGCUAUAAAUCAGCUUUUGUAGUAUCUUUUUAGUAGCUGUGUUAAGGAAAGUUUGCAGAGAAUGCUUUCUUACUUUGAAAUAUUUUCAGUUUUCCCAAGAUGGCUGUCAAUAAUAAAAUCUCAUACCAAACCAAAUAAAUUAAAGUACUAAAUAAAUAAAUUAUAUUCAGUUGCUUAUGUGUGUAAUUUGUAACUGUAUGUAUUCAUGGUUUUAAUUAUUAGGACCUGUUUGCCAUCCAGACUCACUUUGAGAUAAGUAAGUAUAGAAAUGGAAUAAAUAAAUAAAUUCUACAAACAAUCGUUAUAUCAACCUCAUUCAAUGUCAUUUCCCCCAGAUUCCUUUGAGCUAAAGUUUUCUGACAAAGCUGUUCUAGGACAAGGAAUUCUGGGAGUUGUCCCAAAACAUUUCUGGGAUAGUUUUUGGGAAAGGUUGCACUAGGAGCUGAUUUCAGAAUUUCCAAGCAUGAUUGGACUACAAUCUCUAAAUUUUAAAAUGCACUGCAGAAACCAUCUUGCAAUCCUGAAUAAGCAAUUUUGAAGAUGCCCUUGGGGAGAAAUCUGGAUCUACAUGUUUUUGAACAUUGAAUUUGACUAACUACCAUACAUAAUACUUUUCUGGAAAUUGAAAGGAAAUUAUUUUUCUGAAUAAUCUCGGGUACAAACGCUAAUUCAAUCAAAAAGAGUAAAAGGAAUUUAAACCCAGAUUCUGCUUUUGGAACAAAACUCUUGAAUCUAUGAACUAAUAACCCAUUGUAAUGAUACACGUCCGAAUGUUUUUCUUGACCUUAAAUAAUUGUUUCGUUUCUAGAAUCAAAAAGACGUUUCCAGGAAACUUUAUGUUCUGGUGCCAUUAAACUUUCUGUAAUUAAGCACUGGAUGUUUGGUGAUGACUGUUGGAGUUGCCUAGUAACAUCAGCAAUGCAGUGAUUCCCCUUUCACUCUAUCAUAGAAAAAUGAGCACUGGGAAACGGCAUAGAAAAUACACUGCAGAAUCUGGAUACAUUCAGCAAGAAGGGUCAAUAUGCCAGAUGAUGCAUCAUGGAGUUCCUUAACUGACAAACAGAGGAUGCUACUAGUUAAUGAAAUCAUAGGCUGUGUGUCUAGACAUACUCAAGUACAUAUGCAAGAAUAAUAAAUGUUGAAGAUCAGCCUUCCUCUAACCUUUAGCUGUUUGAGAGUGCAGCUCCCAUCAUUUUCAGAUAGCAAAGUAAUUGGUGGAAUGAUAAUUCAAUGUAUCUGGCUUGUACCACAUUGGGACAGCUUUUGUAACAGGAAGAAGAAAUGGCAGGA